Molecule: messenger RNA, 3805 nt
Organism: Magnolia sinica
Lineage: Eukaryota; Viridiplantae; Streptophyta; Magnoliopsida; Magnoliales; Magnoliaceae
Product: probable LRR receptor-like serine/threonine-protein kinase At1g74360
Exons: 2
Coding region: 214-3507 (1097 amino acids)
Biological process (GO): protein phosphorylation
Molecular function (GO): ATP binding; protein kinase activity; receptor serine/threonine kinase binding
Source: RefSeq, a predicted model, not a curated record
CUAAUACGACCAAGGUGACCUUCCAAGUUAGAAACAUGAAACAUCCUUACAACCACCUCCUCCUCUUCUUCUGCUUCUGCUUCUCUCUCUCUCUCUCUCUCUCUCUCUCUCUCUCUCUCUCUCUCUCAGUAUCUAGACAAUCCAAAUCCAUUGCCGAUUAAGUUGUGAAAUUCUCGUCGAUUAUGAGGCUAUAGCAAGAUAGAAGAUAGAAGCAUGAUGGCAGAGGAAGAAACUGUCUUCAAUUGGUUAUCGUGCCGGAUUAUUUUUAUCAUCUUCUUAUUCUUCUUUUUUACAGGUCAUUUCGUUGCCGGAAUCUCCCUAGAAACAGACAGACAAGUCCUGCUCCAACUGAAAUCCUUUCUUGAGAAGAACAAUAGGGUAAACCGAGGCCGAUACAUCGAAUGGAAUGAAUCGGAGCUCUCUCCAUGCAAUUGGACUGGAAUAUCUUGCAGCAAUGACAGCAGUCGUGUUAUCGGAAUUGAUCUCUCAGGUUCAAAUAUAUCUGGUGAGUUCUUCCAUAACUUCUCUGCCCUCACCCAACUCUCCAAACUUGAUCUCUCUAAGAACACGAUCAGCGGUACGAUUCCUCCGAAUCUUGGUGAAUGCAAGAAUCUCCGAUACCUCAACCUAUCUCACAACAUCCUUGAUUCCGAGCUCAACUUGACUGGCCUGAGCAGAUUAGAGACGCUCGAUCUCACCCUCAACCGCCUACAUGGUCAUAUAGAAUCGAAUUUCCCGGGAAUGUGCAACCAAUUGAUAACCCUUAAUCUCUCGUCGAACAAUUUCAGUGGAGGCAUCUUCAACUGCUUCAAUGAAUGCCAGAAGCUUCAAUAUCUCGACCUCAGCUCGAACAAAUUCACAGGACGCAUAUGGCCAGGCUUUGCGAGGCUACAGGAGUUCUCAGUGUCUGAAAACAACCUCACUGGAGAAAUAUCCCCGCCAUUCUUCACAACAAAUUGCAGCCUGAAGAUUCUCGAUCUUUCAGUAAAUCAGUUCAUUGGACAAGUUCCGAAGGAGGUCUCCAACUGCAAUGCACUGGUACAUUUGAAUCUUUGGGGGAAUCAGUUCCAGGGAAAGAUACCACCCGAGAUCGGGACAAUUUUGGGCCUUGAAGCUCUCAACUUGGGAAAUAACGACUUAUGGAGAGAGAUACCCGAAUCACUUCUUAAUUGCAGUAAACUUACAUUCUUAGACCUGAGCAAGAUGAAAUUCGGCGGUGACAUUCAAGGUAUCUUGGGCCGGUUUCUGCAGGUGGAAUUCUUGGUCCUCCAUGGGAACUUGUACACAGGAGGUAUAAGUUUAUCUGGAAUUCUGAAAUUGCCAAAACUCAUCCGCUUAGAUCUCAGCUUUAAUAACUUCUCAGGUGAACUUCCAGUCGAUUUCUUCAAAAUGAAAUCUCUGAAAUUCUUGAUCCUCGCAAACAAUUCAUUCAAUGGAAGCAUACCGCCACAAUUUGGUGAGCUCUCAGGCCUACAAGCGCUUGAUCUGUCAUUCAACAGAUUAUCUGGGGCAAUUCCACCCUCGAUUGGGAACAUGACAUCACUCCUCUGGUUGAUGCUCGCAAACAACGGGCUAACAGGUGAAAUCCCACCAGAGAUUGGCAACUGCAGCAGUCUUUUAUGGUUGAACCUUGCAGACAAUCAUUUCUCUGGAAAGAUCCCCGCCCAACUGUCGAGAAUUGGCAGCAACCCAUACCCAACGUUUGAAUCGAAUCAACGGGAUGACCGGGUCGUGACUGCAUCCGGCGAAUGCAUCAUCAUGAGGCGAUGGAUUCCAGCGACCUACCCACCAUUCAGCUUUAUCUACACUCUUCUCAGCAGGAAGAGCUGCAAAAGCAUCUGGGUGCGUUUGCUCACAGGCCAGGGACUUUUUCCGAUUUGCCGUGGCAAUUCAGCUGUUCAACGGUUGGAAAUAUCUGGCUAUCUACAGCUGAGUGGGAAUAACUUCUCUGGUGAGAUUCCAAAGGAGAUUGGAGAAAUGCAGAAUUUCAGCCUUAUGCAGGUGGGCUUUAACCAAUUCUCUGGAAGGCUCCCAACUACGAUCGGACAGCUACCACUUGUAGUCCUCAAUGUCUCCAACAAUCGAUUUUCAGGAGAAAUUCCAUCUGAGCUUGGCGACAUCAAAUGCUUGCAGAAUCUUGAUCUGUCGAGGAAUAAUUUUUCUGGGAAGUUCCCUGAAAGUCUGGGUCGACUCACCGAUUUGAACAAAUUCAAUGUCUCUUAUAAUCCGUUCAUCCAUGGCUCCGUUCCGACUACUGGGCAACUGUCGACUUUUGAUGAGGACUCAUUCUUCGGUGAUCCGAACCUUAAUGUAAGCACAGUUAAGUUGGGCAGCGACUCGAACAGAACUAGGACUUGGCACCAGAAAUCAAAGAAAUCACCGGGAAGAAAGGCUGCGUACUUUGUUUUCCUUGCAUUGACCAUUGUAUUCCUCGUCUGCGGUAUCCUGUCCUUAAUUCUCUGCCUUCUAGUCAGAAAUCCAUCAAAUUCUGCAGGGCUGCUAUUGGAGGAGUCCAAGCAUCCACAUGACAUGGCCUCCAGCUCUGGUGGAUCAUCAGAGAUGUCAAAUGCCAUUCAGGUGAUCCAUUUGGGCAAGAUGCCAUUUACCUAUGACGACAUUUUAAACGCGACAGGGCGUUUUUCAGAGAAGAUGGUCGUCGGGAAGGGAGGUUUUGGAACGGUUUAUCGGGGAGUGCUGCCAGAUGGUAGGAAAGUGGCUGUCAAGAAGCUGCAAAGAGAAGGCCUUGAAGGGGAGAGAGAGUUUCAAGCUGAAAUGGAGGUGCUGAGCUGUGGCGGUGGCCGUAUUGGGUGGCCCCACCCGAACCUUGUAGCGCUUUUCGGGUGGUGCCUGUUUGGAGCUGAGAAGAUGUUGGUUUAUGAGUACAUAGAAGGAGGAAGCUUGGAGGAUUUCGUGUCGGAUUGGAGGAGGCUUCAAUGGCGUAGGCGGAUCGAGGUGGCUAUUGACGUGGCCCGUGCAUUGUUAUUUCUACACCACGAAUGCUUCCCAGCAGUUGUGCACCGUGAUAUUAAAGCAAGCAAUGUAUUGUUGGAUAAGGAAGGGAAAGCAAGGGUUACAGAUUUCGGCCUAGCGAGGCUUGUAGGGCCCGGCGACAGCCAUGUAAGCACAAUUGUAGCAGGGACGAUUGGGUAUGUGGCUCCUGAGUACGGGCAAACAUGGCGGGCUACGACUAAGGGCGAUGUUUACAGCUUUGGGAUCCUAGCUAUGGAAUUGGCGACGGGUAGACGGGCUGUCGACAAUGGGGAAGAGUGUUUGUUGGAUUGGGUUAAACGAGUGUCAGGUGAAGGAUACGAGGGGCUCAGGGGAGCUGUGGUUCCAGUGAUGAUUUUGCGUACGGAUAUAGAAGAGGGGCUGAGGGAGAUGUGUGAGCUUCUGAGGCUUGGACUUUGGUGCACGGCAGAGGCACCGCAGGGUCGACCAGACAUGAAGCAGGUGCUAGGAGUUCUGAUAAGGAUUUAUUGUGAGAAAAGCAAUUUACAGUGCCUAUGACUGUUAUGAUUAGUAAGAAGAAGGUUAACAUGUUCAUAGUUUAUACUUGUGUUGGACGCCGUCGGAGAGAGCAGCAGAUUGAGUUUGUUGCGGACAUUGUCUCCGGCCAUUUCAAAGUUUGAAUUUUGAUAUGCUUGUUUUGAGAUUCCUACCCACCCGAAUGCAGGGGAUUUGUAUACAUAAUAGUUUCCCCGUGUUCAUUCACAUUCUUCCUGGAAUAGAAUUUUAUGUGGAUUCAUCUUGUUUAAACUCAUGUAUUGUUUUUAGCCUAGAAAUAAGAUUAUUUUUAUUUAUUUAA